This is a messenger RNA of Anopheles bellator, 1641 nucleotides long. Its product is annotated as homeobox protein vnd-like. The coding region runs from base 1 to 1641 and encodes 546 amino acids. Gene Ontology annotation, molecular function: DNA-binding transcription factor activity, RNA polymerase II-specific; RNA polymerase II cis-regulatory region sequence-specific DNA binding. The transcript has 3 exons. Gene Ontology annotation, biological process: regulation of transcription by RNA polymerase II; cell differentiation. The record is from RefSeq and is a predicted model, not a curated record. Gene Ontology annotation, cellular component: nucleus. NCBI's taxonomy places the organism in Eukaryota, Metazoa, Arthropoda, Insecta, Diptera, Culicidae.
AUGGCCAGUCCGGCGACGGCCCCCGUCCUAACCUGGUCUCCGUUGCUUUUCCCGCCCUGGAACACGGCCCUUCUGCCCGCCGCAUUCUAUCCAGUCGCGGCACUGCGCUCCUUGCCCGGAUUCCUGGACAGUAUGAAGCUACCACAGUCGCAGCGCACGACCAGUGCCGGGGCCGGCUUUCGGAUCUGCAAUCUGCUGGAGCUCGACAACGACAAGAAGCACGUGAAGAAGCGGAAAAACUCCGGCUCGCUGGACGAUCCGGCCAUCCACCGGUUACGGGACGGUGAGGAGGACGGGGACGACGAAGAUGGGGAGGCUUCCCGGGGUGCCAAUAAUUCCGGCUCGCGCCGAUCACUGAUAGCGGCGCAUCCGGAGGACACCAGCAGCAAUCCGGACCUGCACGGCAGUGGCAGCGGGAACAGUGCGGCCAACAGUGACGACGACGACGGAAGCCGACCGGAGACCGGCCGUCGACGGGAGACGCCGCCGGGCCGGGGACGGACGGACGGACGAACGACUCCUGCCGGCAGUCGGUACGAUAGUGGCGACGAAGGCAGCAAACCGCCACCCCUGGGCCUGAGGACUUCAACACUGGCCGAAGAUUUGCACGCCCGCUUCGGAUACCCUCUGCAUCCUGCGUCGCAUCACCUUCACCACCACGGGCACCACCAGCACCCGGCGAACCAUCCCCAUCAUCCGGCGCAUCUGCAUCAUCAGCAUCACCUAACGACACCUCCGAGCCACCACCACGGGCACCAUCCGCAUCCGGCACUGUUCGGACGAUCCUGGCCGUACGAUGGCUGCAAUACACUCAAUGCAUGCCAUCAGCAACAGGCCCAGCGGUUGUUCGCGCAGCAGGUCAGUCCUGCGGACAGUACCUCACCGGUGCACUCGGAACGGUCGUACCUUGGCAGCGGUGGCCUCUCGGUCGGGACCACCGGGGGAAGCACGGGAAACGGAUCGACGCAUCUGGUUCCGGUGCGCGCAGGCUCUGGAAUGCGCACGCCCAGCCCUUCGGACUCGGAGCGGGGUCUGGACGAUGCCCACCACCAUCAUGGGGGCGAUGGGCACACGGAAAACUCGGACGAUGUCGAUAUCGAGGAGGGCUGUGAUGACGACAUGAUCGACAUGAUCGAAGAUACGGACGAUCCGGGAAGUGGCGAGCGAGGGCAUCAUCCGUCCGGGGCACUCGGUGGCCACAAGAAGCGCAAACGGCGCGUGCUGUUCUCGAAAGCCCAAACGUACGAGCUGGAGCGUCGGUUCCGUCAGCAGCGCUACUUGUCGGCUCCGGAGCGGGAACAUCUGGCAUCGCUGAUACGGCUCACGCCGACGCAGGUGAAGAUCUGGUUCCAGAACCAUCGCUACAAGACGAAACGGGCCGCCCACGAGAAGGGAGCGCUCGAUCACGGCGGUCACGGAGGUGGUGGAGUUGGUGGUGCUGGUGGACUUCCGUCGCCGAGGCGGGUCGCGGUGCCGGUGCUGGUGCGGGACGGUAAGCCGUGUCUGGGUGGAGGUGGAAAGCAACCACACGACCUACUGACGGGUGUCCCUUCGGCGGCCCACCUGCAACUGCCACCCGGGUUUCAGCACGCGAGUCUCCUGCAUCACGCGGCCGCAGCUGCCGGUCGGUGGUGGUCCUAA